Molecule: messenger RNA, 1722 nt
Organism: Naumovozyma castellii
Lineage: Eukaryota; Fungi; Ascomycota; Saccharomycetes; Saccharomycetales; Saccharomycetaceae
Gene: AIM10
Product: putative proline--tRNA ligase AIM10
Exons: 1
Coding region: 1-1722 (573 amino acids)
Source: RefSeq, a predicted model, not a curated record
AUGCAAAGACUCUCCAAAGCAAUACCAAUUUUCCAACCGAAAGGUUUGACAAAAAAUGUAUUAAAGGCCAGUUCAGCCCAAGAUUUAUUACAGAAAUUAGGAUUUGUCAAAAAAUCUCAAAGCGGAGUGUUUCAAUGGCUACCUCUGGGUCUUCGAUCACUUCGAAAGAUCAAUCAAAUCAUUCGUCAGGGGAUGAAUGAGGGCGUCAAUGGCCAAGAAGUAGCAUUGAGUGUCCUAUCGCCUAAGGAAAUAUGGGAGACUACGAAAAGAUGGAAUAAUAAUGAACUGUUUAAAUUAAAGGAUGCCAAGGGAGCUGAGUUUUGUCUAACAGGAACAUGUGAGGAGGAUAUAACAAGUUUGAUGAAAAACUAUGUUAAUAGCUAUAAGGAUCUUCCAUUGAUGGUAUAUCAAAUAGGUCGAAAAUAUAGAGACGAAAUAAGACCUCGUGGAGGUCUGUUGAGAGGAAGAGAGUUUAUUAUGAAAGAUGGGUAUUCAUUUGCAGCAACGAAAUCAGAUGCCCUAGAACUAUUUAGAGACGUUAAUGUCGUUUAUGAAAGAAUUUUUCAGCAAUUGCAAAUACCUGUUGUGAAAGCAUUAGCUGAUUCUGGAGAAAUCGGUGGAGAUUUAAGUCAAGAAUUUCACCUGCUACAUAACUCUGGAGAAGACACUGUGUUUAAGUGUGAUGCUUGUGACGAAGUUUCCACUAUGGAAAAAUGUGAAGCCAUUCCAGUCCAGGAGGGAAAGCAUUUGGGGAAAGUUGCAGUCAAGUAUGCCCUAACAACAGACCAUUCGACGUUGAUUUGCUUUUAUUUCCCAGAAGGCAGGGAAUUGAAUUGGAACUUGGCGCUAAAAUCGAUGGAUUCUGAUAUCGAUAUACAUUUGAAGGAUGUUCACAAUGACAAGAUAUUAGAAAUAUACAAAGGUGAACUGGAUGAUGAAAUGUUUGCUUGCAUCAUGAGGGUCAUGGAUUCUAGAAUAAGCUCUAGAUCUGACUUUCCCGACUUCCCACUUACAAAAUAUUUAAAGAAUAAUUUCAGCCAACUGGAUGGUGUUCCUUUGGUAAAUGCAGAGGACAACGAAAUAUGUGCAUCUUGUGGGGAGGGGCAUUUACAUGGGAGUAAAAGUAUCGAAGUUGGGCAUACUUUUUAUCUAGGAACCAAAUAUUCGGGACCUCUAAACCUCAACUUUACUGAUAAGGAUAAUAUAAAGAAUAAUACUUUAGUACAAAUGGGUUGUUAUGGAAUUGGCGUUAGUAGAUUAAUAGGUGCCAUUGCAGAAAUCUACAAGGACGAUUUGGGGUUGAACUUACCAAGUAGUAUAUCUCCAUAUCUAGUCUCGUUCUGUGUACCUCCUGGUGAUGCAGAGAGUGGAACUUACGUUCAAUUGAUGAAUGAUUUGGCUAAUAUCUCAAAGUUAAAGAAUGAAAUAAUGACUCAGUUUCCCAGUAAUACAGGUCUUGGUGGUCGAAUAACAUUAUCCCAUAGUAUUGGUAUUCCUCUAUGUGUCAUUGUUGGACCCAAAAGCUGGCCAAAUGUUGAAAUUGAGAUAAGAUCUCCCCUUUUACUAAAACGCAAGGAACCGAAUUGGGUGGGCGAAUAUGCAAUUUUUCAUGAUCAAUAUAACUGGAAUGUCAUAGAAGAAAACGAAAAGCAUCCAGAAAAACAUAUUGUUUCAGCUGCUCAUCUUUCUGAUGUUAUUUCAAUAUUAUUAAAAGGACUUUAA